Entelurus aequoreus (snake pipefish) is the source of this 7262-nucleotide messenger RNA. RefSeq lists its product as uncharacterized. The record is from RefSeq and is a predicted model, not a curated record. NCBI's taxonomy places the organism in Eukaryota, Metazoa, Chordata, Actinopteri, Syngnathiformes, Syngnathidae. Gene Ontology annotation, biological process: DNA integration. The transcript has 2 exons. Gene Ontology annotation, molecular function: nucleic acid binding. The coding region runs from base 436 to 6531 and encodes 2031 amino acids.
AAGGAGCUGUCUCCUCCUUAAUCUUACUCCUUGGUGAAGUACCAGAAAGAACUACAUUUCCCAGAACACCAAGGUCAAGAUGGCCACCAAUUGGCUGAUUCAAGGCAGCUGUUAAGGAAUGGUGGUGCUGUCUCAUUUCAUGCAAGCAAGCAGAGCGGCAAGACGCAAAAAUCUACAAGAUCCAUCUUUAAAAGACUUCCAACACACCAAUGGUUAACAACCUGAUUGAAUGAAGAUCAACAGAAAAGAAACCAACAAAGCCAAAAAGUUGGAUAAAUAAAGUUGAUCAAUUGGAAAUCCGAGUUGUCCUGGUGUCCUUUACGGAGUCAAUAAGUGGAACUUGACAGUUGUUAACCACGGACCAGCCCUGGACAGUGAAGAUCAAAGGCCUCGAGACCCAGGGGAGCUGUGGACGCCGGAGAAAACGGGAUAAAGAUGGCCGAAGAGGUAUUGGGGAAGACUGCCGUGAUCCUCAAGCAGGAGAGGACGACAGCCAAGAGGAACCUGACCAGAGUGGCCAACCUGAUCUCCAGAGGAGCAGGCACCAUGCUGCAAUCCGAACUAAAAGAGGAGUUUGCCAAGUUUGCCGACCGUUUCACAUCACUGCUGGAUGCCAACGAGGACUUCAAGAUUGGCCUGGAGGCUGACGUCAAGAAGGAUGACCCAGAUGGGGAGCUCGAGAAACAGCAGGAGGAUGACAUCCGAGCAACUAUAAAAGAUGCCGAAGAUAAGAUGGCAGAAAUCAAGGACAUUGUCCAGACCAACCUGUGGGGAAGAUACGGGAAGACUGAGCUGAAGGCAGCGAUUUCCGAGGCAGAGGACGCCAUUCAAAGGGCUGAAAAUGUAGCAGUUGAAAGCAACAACGUGGAAGGCUAUGACGUUUACCUCACCCUGCUGAAUGAGACGGUGAGUGUUACCAUCCAUACCAUGGCCCAUUGGGAGAAAUGGAUCCCUCAGCACUUAAAGGACGAGAUGGAUGACAAACUAACACAAGUGAAAGCAGCUCACUACAGGCUCAAGUUGAGGAAAGCUGAAUUCGCCACAUCCAGGAGGCUGGCUGAUCAAGGUGCAGGAGGACGACCUGGCCAACCAACACAUCCCAUUGUGAGGAUAAAGCCUACAUCCCUACCAGUCUUCCAUGGGAGCAAAAUAGACUUUCACAGGUGGAAGAAGGAUUGGGAGAGCCUCCAGAAACAAGGGGAGCCGACUGGAUCACCAGAGGUAAAGAAGAUCCAGCUGUUGGAGAGCGUCAGUGAUUCCAUUGCCAAGGAACUAAGACUGUCCACCUACACCACAGCAACAGAUAUCUUCAGGGUCCUCGAAAACAGGUACGGCAACAAAUCAACGAUCACAGUCGAAAUCUUGGAAGCGCUGGACAAGAUGGCACAAGUCAAGGGGAACCAGCCCAGGAAGGUCAUUGACCUAAUACAAGCUGUGGAGAAGGCCCUGGCUGACCUGACGGAGCUAGGAAACUCUGGAGCCAUCAGAAACCCCCUCGUCAUCAGGUCGAUUGAAAGCAAGUUACCAGAUUUCAUAAAAAGAGACUGGCUGAUGUAUAUGGUUGAGCCCACCAACCGUGUAACCCCAGACAACCAUUUUGAUAUGCUCCUAAAGUUCCUAAAGAGCCAGGAGGAAAUACUGGAACGACUCGAGCAACUAAAGCUGGUGGACAAAGCGGAAGAAGCAGACAGGAAGAAGCCAGAAAGAAAGUUUGCAUCUACCAGGGCUACGAGUAAAGAUGGUGACGAGGUCUGUGGCAUUUGUGGUGGUGGUGGGCACACCAACAAGAUCUACUUUUGCAAGAAGUUUAAAGGCUUGAAGCUACAUGAGAAGAAAAUGGCCCUGAAGAAGCUGGGAGCGUGCAGGAAGUGUCUUGGGUAUCACGACGCAGGUGGCUACUGCAGAGACACCUUCCUAUGCGGAAACCAAGACUGCAAAAGGGCAAGCGGCACACCUGACCACCACUACUUCCUAUGCCCAACAGCAGAGGCCAGAAGAGAAGGAAGCAAAGGUGCAAAAGGAGGAAAAGAAGGAAAAGGUAAAUUCACUGAGGAACAGGAGGCCUUCUUGUCACAACUUGCCCCAGAACUGGCAGAGAAGGGCAGAAAGGCAUUCUCAAACCGAGCCUCAAUGACUCUCAAAUCAGCGGGCCAGUCUGAACUGCUGAAGGAAACUGGGCUGGCUGAGUUACCAGUGAUGAUGAUGUUGAUGAUGGUCACAGCUAACGCAGGUCAGAAGAUUGGCACACUUAUAGACCUGGCAUCCGACACAAAUUACAUCACUCACAAAGCUGCCGAAAGACUUGGCCUGAGAAGUGAAGACAUAGCGCUGGUCGUACAUGGAGUUGGAGGCAUGACAAUGAAAGUCAGGACGAAAAGGUACCUCCUGAAGGUCCGAGUCAAGACUCCCAAGGGGACUGAGCGAGCACAUCAACUGGUCUGCUAUGGCCUGGAGCAAAUUGCAAAGGUCCAUCAAGCAACUGAACCCGAAAAGUUGAAAAGCUUCUUCCCAGAUGUCCAGCUUGAGGAGUUAGAAAGACCAGAGGAAGUCGAGCUCCUCAUAAGCCAUCGCGAGGGACGACUCGCACCCCAAAGACUAAAAGUCAUCGGUGACCUUGUCCUAUGGGAGAGCCCCCUGGGCAAAACAGUCGGUGGAGCACACCCUGACUUGCUCGAAGAAGUGGAGGUGGCAGCAUAUGAGUCAAGAACCCACUUUGCCCGCUCCAUGAGAACCGCUGCUGUCCGAUACCAAGAGAUCACAGUCCCAGCGUCUGAGCCAGGCCGGCUACAGCAGGACGAUGUGGCCCACGCAACUACAUCUGCCAGUAACCGUGAAUUUCUUGAUUGGUGGCACUGGGACAGCAUCGGAGCUGCAUGUGAGCCGAAAUGUGGAAGCUGCCGGUGUGGAAACUGUCCUCCAGGAGGAAAGGACAUGACCCUGGCGGAGGAGAGGGAGUUUGAGAUCAUUAAAGGAGGACUCACCUACAAGAUGGAGGACUCUCACUCCUCAACUCCACACUGGGAUGCCAAAUAUCCCUGGACUGAAAAUCCAGCCUCUCUCCCCAACAACAAAAGAGCAGUCCAAGCUUGCUUCUUGAGAAUGGAAAAGCAACUGAGCAAAGACCCAGACUGGAAAGUUGCAUAUUCCACCCAGAUCCAUGAAAUGGUCCAAAGAGGCGCAGCCAUAAAACUCACCAAUGAAGUCAUGGAGAAGUGGAAAGGACCAGUUUGGUAUGUCAGCCACUUGGUGGCGCCAAAUCCCCAUUCAGUGACUACACCAGUUCGUAUUGUCUGGAACAGCAGCCAAAAAUACAACGGAGUGAGCAUGAAUGAUCUUCUCCUAAAAGGACCAGAUGUUCUCAACCCCAUCAGAGCUGUCCUGCUCCGAUUCAGAGAAGGAGUGAACGCAGCUCUGGGCGAUAUCAGAAAGAUGUAUAACUCUGUCUGGUUGGAAGAGCGAGAGAUGCAUCUGCACAGGUUCCUGUGGAGAGACAGCCCAGAAGAGGAAAUCAGUGAGUAUGCCGUCACCAGAGUCAAUAUGGGCGACAAACCUGCUGGCUGCAUUGCUCAAUUGGCCAUGAGGGAAACUGCAAGUCUGCCCAACUUCACUCACCUGCAGGAUGAACGCAGAGUCAUUGAAGAAGACAGCUACGUGGAUGACCUGUUGACCUCCCACAAUGACCUGAACAGACUUGACCAAAUCACAGCUGGAGUUGAAGAGGUCCUAAAGGCUGGAGGCUUCUUCCUCAAACCAUGGGUCAGGUCAGGGCAAAGUGGGAGGAAAGAAACUGAAGCGGAUGUCCUAAAGCCAGAGCAAGGAAACACCUUGAUUCUUCCAAACCAAAUAAGAGAAGGAGAGAACAAAGCCCUGGGCAUCGGCUAUCAGGUGGACAAAGACAAACUGUACAUGCUGACGGCGGUUAACUUUUCCAAUAGGAAGAAAAAGAUGAGAGUUGGCAAAGAUCUUCUUGAAGAGGAGGUGAGAGCUGAAACGCCUAACCCACUGACGAGGAGAGCUCUCCUAAGCCAAGUUGCUGCACUGUACGACCCAAUCGGCCUAGUUGCACCGGUCAAGCAGAAGGGAGCAAUUCUCGUCCGUAAAGCAUUCCAAGAAGGAGGGGGUGGCAAGCUGACCCAAGAAACCUGGGAUCAACCUCUUUCAGAAAGACUCAGGGAAGAAGCCAUACAGCUCUUCGAGGAAUAUGCCCAGCUUGGACAGGUGAAAUUCCACAGGAGCCUCACACCGCCCGACUGGAAAGGGAAACCCUACGGCAUCACAUUUUCUGACGGAAGUGACAAAACCUAUGGUGCUGUGAUGUACGUCAGAUGGGAGACAAGUCACGGAACUGAAGUUCGAUUCGUGGAAGCAAAGGCCAAACUGACACCCCUGGACCAAAAGGGAGAUGCUGUAAAAGCAGAAAUCUGUGGCGCAGUCUUUGCUGCCAGAAUUCGGAAGUACGUGGAGAAACAUGCCCGUAUGAAGAUUGAGAAAUGGUUCCACCUACUGGACAGUCAAACAGUCCUCGGGGCCAUCCAACGAGAAUCAUACGGAUACCAAACCUUCUUCGCCAACAGAGUGGGCGAAAUCCAGAUGUCCGGGCCAGUGCAAGACUGGUGGUGGACCAGAGGAGAUCUGAACAUUGCUGACUUAAUAACAAGAGGAGGCAAUCCCAAAGACUUAAAUGAGGAAUCCACAUGGCAAAACGGACCAGAGUUCCUGAAGUGGCCAGUGGAGGAGUGGCCUAUUCAGUCAGCUGGAGAAGUUGCAGCCCAGGCCAGGGAGAGUGUAAACAAGCUUCAAAGAAAGGCAUUCUCUGCUGCACUGACCAGAGCUCAAGCUAAGAUGAGUCGGCAAAAAGAAGACCCACUGGUCACUCCGGAAAAGGAAAGUCCCUGUGAAGAAUCGAAACCUAUUAUGCCAAGAAGAAAACCCACUAGCUGGGUGAAACAUCUUGUGGUUGUAAAAAGGUUCAGUAGCCUGACAAAACUGAUCAGAGUUGUUGCCUGGACACGACGAGCUGCCGAGCAGUGGCUGAAGAGGAGGUCGAACCCAGGACAACCAAAGUGGGAGGCAACACCCAAGCAGGCUGGAUUGGCUGGCACUGAACUAGAAGGUGCACGUGAAGACGUCUUCCUCGCAGCUCAAGAAGGUGUAACAUUCCCAGUCACUACUCUGAGCAGAUUGGCAGUAUUCAAAGAUGUGAAAACUGGACUCCUCGUUUGUGCAGGGAGGAUCCAGAUAUUUAACGAAGAUGAGACAGCCGUGCCAGUCUUGCCAUUUGAAGCAUGGGUGUCAACAUUGCUGGCACAAGAAUCCCAUGACGCUAACCACGAGGGGGUAGCAGGAACCCUUCUACGGAUGAGGAAGACAGCGUGGAUAAUAAAGGGCCGGAGAAUUGCCAAGAAAGUAGUUGACAGCUGCAUAGUUUGCAGAAAGAACAGAGCAAAGAAGUGUCAACAAAUCAUGGCAGACUUACCUCCAGAGCGAACCACCCCAGCUGCUCCUUUUGAAUUCACAACCAUGGACCUAUUCGGCCCUUAUGAAGUGAAGGAUGAAGUCAAGAAAAGAACCAGACUGAAAGUGUGGGGAAUCGUCUUCAGUUGCAUGGCCUCCCGUGCCAUACACACUGAACUAGUGAGUGACCAGUCAUCCCAAGGCUUCCUCCUCGCCUAUCAGAGGUUCACGUCACUCAGAGGACAUCCCAGGAAGCUCUGGUCAGACCCCGGCACAAAUUUUGUGGGCGCCAAACCUGCUCUGGAACAGCUGUACACAUUCCUUGACCGACUGGACAAGUCUCAAGUCGAAGACAUGGCUGCCAACCAUGGAACAGAAUGGUCCUGGAAGAUCCACCCUGCGGAUUCUCCCCACAGAAAUGGUGCUGCAGAAGCGGCUGUCAGAGUGGUCAAACGGGCCCUGACCAAUGUCGGCGGAGAUGGUGUCUUCACCUGGGGUGAAUUUCAAACCUUCCUCUACAUGGCUGCCAACCUUGCAAAUGAGCGACCAAUCGAUGCAAGAACUCAAAGCAGGGAAGACUGUGUGGAAUACAUCACCCCAAACUCUCUGCUCCUAGGGCGUGCCAACCCUAAGGGAGAUCCUGGAGACUUCCAGUUUGAUCGCUAUCCUUAUAAAAGACUGCAAGUAAUUCAAGCUGAAGUCACCAAAUUCUGGAAGAAAUGGAGCCAACUAGCUGGACCCAACCUCUUCAUAAGAAACAAAUGGCACACCAAAGAGCGAAAUGUUUCUGUCGGAGAUGUGGUCUGGUUGGCUGACCAAAAUGCCCUGAGAGGACAGUACAAGCUGGCCAGAGUAGUCAGAGCCAAUACGGACAGCAAAGGCAUCGUAAGAGACGUGCUUGUGAGGACCUUUCCCAGCUAUCCUGUCCCCAUCAAGAAGACAAGCGACAAAGAAAAACCGACCACGAAAACCAAGAGGCUCAGACAUCAAAUCCCAGCAACAAUCCUGCAUAGGGAUGUCAGACGCCUCAUCAUUCUAAUUCCCAUUGAAGAACAAGGGAAAGAAGGACCUGUGUGACCCCAUUGGGUUUUGAAAACCAUGAGGGCCAAGUGGGAGGUGUGGAGUUGAAACUCAGUGUGAAUGAAGUGUCCCUGCCCUGGAAGUAAGGAGCUGUCUCCUCCUUAAUCUUACUCCUUGGUGAAGUACCAGAAAGAACUACAUUUCCCAGAACACCAAGGUCAAGAUGGCCACCAAUUGGCUGAUUCAAGGCAGCUGUUAAGGAAUGGUGGUGCUGUCUCAUUUCAUGCAAGCAAGCAGAGCGGCAAGACGCAAAAAUCUACAAGAUCCAUCUUUAAAAGACUUCCAACACACCAAUGGUCGGUGAAUAUACCCACUUUGCAAUAUGCUGAAAUGCUUAUUUGUUAAAACUCACCUUGACAUGUUGGUUUACUUACCUGUCUUAAAUUGUUUUUAGUUUGAACCACAGCAAAUUUACUCCAACCUUGAGCAUUGAUUGCAUCUGGGUAUUUUCUUACUGUUUGAUAAUUAAAAAGCUUGAGUUAAUUGAAUUGUUAAAUAAGCUCAAUUUAAAGGGAUAAAAAGUCAAAGAUUAUGGUUCAAAGUUAAAAGUAAUAAAGAUAAAAGCAAAGUUGAAGGAUAAAAAUGUUAAAACUUUUGCUUAAAGUUAAGCUAAUUAUACUUACCUUUAUACUUACCUUACUAAUUAAGCUACCUUAUUAAUUAAGCCAAUUAUACUUACCUUUUACUUACCUUUACUCCGUUUGGUGGAUUUACUCAGUUCCAUCAUG